AUGGCACUCAAAGACAUUGUUAUUCGAAAGCGGUCCGAGAACCAUGUCGAAAGACAACCAGAAAAUCCCAACAAGUCCGCUGGAAAUUUGGCGCGUGUCCAUCCUGGUUCCACGAGUGUCCCUUUGGAGGGCUGUCGUCGACGACCCCGUACCAAAAUAACGUUAUUCGAACGAAAAUUGCGAAACUUUUUAAUUUCCAAAUGCACUCUCUUAAGGCUUAAAAAAAAUCUACUUGGGAGCAAUCCAAAUCGCCCUGGGCUCAAUAACAGCGAAAAGCGAAAAGUGGCCCCACAACAACAACUACAGUAG
Messenger RNA from Macrosiphum euphorbiae (potato aphid), 309 nucleotides. NCBI's taxonomy places the organism in Eukaryota, Metazoa, Arthropoda, Insecta, Hemiptera, Aphididae. The record is from the annotation of a GenBank genome assembly.